ACAGUCGGUCACUGGCUCUGGCACUUUGCGACGCCUAAAGAAUCCUAUACAGCCAGUGAGAUCAGGGCUUAACCCGCUCCUCAAAUCUGAACAGCCAAUUGCAGAGGUAAAUGGGAGGACCUAAGGCGCUCUUGUGCAUCCAACGUGGGACUGUGGAAUGAUCAGCCUGAAAAAAGGAAAGUAACUGAAGAAGGGAAAACUCAUGGUGGAGACGUAAGGACCGGGAGACUACAUUUGCUUAAUACUCGGAUCGCCGGGAUUUAUUUGAACACACAGACUGCACCCGAUCACUGCACACCCUGCAGACCCUUUAGACGUAGACAGCGGCGGCUUGUAUGUAAAAAGUUGGAGUUGUUCGACAUGAUGAGCAAAGUGCUUCGCGGAAUACAGCGCUCGUAUUGACAUUGCGUUUGCGUCAAUGUUGUUGCUUCAUUUCACAUCGUCUGGACAAUUUGGAACAUUUUCUGAAGUUACCUUACCGACCAGGGUCCGAGUCGGGAUCGACUCUCUCAUCCGAGGCGGUCCGGGCAACACUUUCCCUGUAACAUAAAGUUGAUCAACAGUUACUUUGGGAGCCGUCUCGUAGCGUGUCCUCUACCGUUCUCAACGUCCAGUCACCGAAGAUGUUAUUCAGGGAGACAAACGUUGUUUUCAGAGGGAAACUUCGUCCCCAACAUGUUCCGGACAUUCACCUAUAACUUUGAUUAAAAAAUCGGGGCGCCUAAAAUAUUCUAUGAAGCGUUUUUUUUUUUGCUGGCCAAAUUGUGAAUCACCUUUUUUGGUUUCAGCCCGCGUUGGCAAAGUUGGACUAAGAUCUCGAGUACUGAAUUAGUAGUUUAGGACGUUUCUAUACACAAUUUGCUCACACAAGAAGGUGUUUUAGGUGCCUUUUUAAAAAAGUACUUUAUCUUCAGUAUUUUUUUUUCAAUUUGUGGAUAACAGGGGAGAUGAGUAGCCGCUCCAUUAAACCUGGAUACAAAAUGGCGGCGUCCCUGGAACGAAUUGGAACUGUUUCUUCUCAUUAUGUUUUUUAUUUAGUUCUUUCGCUCCAACUGCUUAUCAAUGUGGGACUGAGUGCUGAUGCACGGUGUGUGCAGAACUGUACUUGCGUUGGAGAUUCGGUGGACUGUAGCAAAUUGGACUGGUCGUCGAUCCCGCUGGACCUUCCAGUUGGGACAGUUUCCUUAAAUCUUGGACACAACAAGCUCACCAGCAUAAAUUACGAAGCCUUGGCCAACCUUCCCAACCUGCGAGAACUGCGUCUGGACCACAAUGAACUGACCUCCAUACCAGAGUUGGGACAGGCGGCCUCCACGAUUGCAUUGCUCUACCUACAUCAUAAUAAGAUCCGCAGCAUCGAUGGCACCAGGACCAGAGAGCUAGGGUCGGUGGAAACCCUGGACCUCAGCAACAAUGAUAUCACUGAGUUGCGCACUCACUGCUUCCCCGCGGGCCUCCGAAUCAAAGACCUGUACCUGAGCAGCAACAAGAUCAAUGUGUUGGAACUGGGGUCUCUGGACCACCUCGGGUCCACGCUGCAGGUGCUCAGACUGAGCAGGAACCGGAUUGGCCAGGUCCCGGUACGGGCCUUCCAGCUGCCCGGCCUCACCCAGCUUGAGCUGAACAGGAACCGCAUCCGUCAGAUAGAAGGGCUGACCUUCCAGGGUCUCUCCAGUCUGGAGGUGCUCAAGCUGCAGAGGAACAACAUCAGCAAGCUGACGGACGGGGCCUUCUGGGACCUGGCCAAGAUGAAGAUCCUUCACCUGGACUACAACAGCCUGAGGGAAGUGAACAGCGGCUCGCUGUACGGCCUGAGCUCCCUGCAGCAGCUCUUCCUCAGCAACAACUCCAUAGCCCACAUCAACCCGGACGGGUGGAAGUUCUGCCAGAAGCUCCGGGAAUUGAAUCUGUCGUACAAUAACUUGACCCGUCUGGACGAGGGCAGUCUGGCCGUGCUGGGGGACCUCCACAGCCUGCGUCUGGGACACAACUCCAUCAGCCACGUCGCUGAGGGCUCCUUCCGAGGCCUCAAGUCUCUGCGUGUUCUGGAGCUGGACCAUAACGACAUCUCAGGAACAAUUGAAGACACCAACGGGGCCUUCUCUGGACUGGAUAGCCUCAACCGACUAACUCUGUUUGGGAACAAGAUCAAGUCGGUGGCCAAGAAAGCCUUCUCUGGCCUGGAUACGCUGGAGCACCUGAACCUUGGAGAGAACACUAUCCGCUCCAUUCAGCCAGACGCCUUCAGUAAGAUGAGGAGCCUUAAGAUGCUGUUUCUGCAGAGCGACAGCUUCCUGUGUGACUGCCAGCUGCAGUGGCUGCCCGAGUGGCUGACCGCCCGCCGGCUGCAGACGGGGGUCAACGCCACCUGCGCCCACCCCGAGACCCUGAAGGGAACCAGCAUCUUCCACGCCCCGGCCACCAGCUUUGUGUGCGGUGAGUCUCUCUCACACCCUGUGCUGCACACGCGCCAGUCGCUCCAUCUCAGCAGGCAUUACGUCGUGUGUUUCCUGUCUCCAUAUUUUGCGCUGUAUUUGUUUAGUGGUGCCAAAGUGUUUAUUUGGCUCGUUUUUUGCUUAGUUCGGAGCAUCGUGUGUCCGGUGCCAUGGCGCGUGUUAAACUGCCGGUUGCAUAUUUUAAUUUGUCCGACAAUCGGCUUCUUGAGUUCACGUGGCCACUGAAACAAGGCAGCUAUAGAGAGGUUUCUGGGCAACGUCACAGC
Molecule: messenger RNA, 2722 nt
Organism: Gadus macrocephalus (Pacific cod)
Lineage: Eukaryota; Metazoa; Chordata; Actinopteri; Gadiformes; Gadidae
Gene: lrig1
Product: leucine-rich repeats and immunoglobulin-like domains 1
Exons: 12
Coding region: 948-2681 (577 amino acids)
Molecular function (GO): protein binding
Source: RefSeq, a predicted model, not a curated record